AUGGCCGACAGCACCCGCAGCCGGGUUCGCAGGCGCCGCCUCGACGCCGGCAGGAACCGCCUCGGCGCCCUCACCGACGACGUCCUCCAUCACACCCUCACCUACCUCCCCGUCACGGAAGCUGCCGCCGCCGCCGCCCUCUCCUCCAGCUGGCGCCACCUCUGGCGCUCCCACCCGCUCGUCCUCAAGGAUAAAGGCAUCCCCGAGCCCGAGCGCGAUGCCCUAGUACCCCGAGCCCUCGCCGACCACCCAGGCCGCUUCCGCUCCGUCAUCCUCUACGACUGCAGGCUCGCCUCCCUGAACCGUGAGCUCCCCGGGUGGCCGCGCCUCCUCGUCGACGGGCGCACCCAACAACUCCUUCUCGCCCACCCCAGCCACCACCUCCGUGCGUCACCUCCCUCGACCGUGAAACAGCGCGACUCCGCGCGCCUUCUUCCCGCCGACAUCCUCCGCUGCGGCUCGCUCCAGGAGCUCAGCCUGGACUUCUGGACGUUCUCCGCCGACCUCUCCUGCCACGCCGACAUAUCUCGUCCCCAGCUCCAGAUUCUCACCCUGAUGAGGAUUGUCAUAACCGACCGGGACCUCGAGUGCUUGAUCGCUGCCUGCCCCCUUCUGAAAUCCCUUCGGCUCACCAUGAAUAGCCCCACGCAUGUCCGUCUCCGCAGCAAAAGCCUCAGCUGCGCGCUCGUUGGGUUGUCCAAGGUUGAGGAGUUCACCGUGGUGGACACGCCGCUACUGCAGCGGCUCUACUUGUUCCAGCAGUUUAAUGGUGGGGCAGUCAGGAUCGCUUGUGUUCCCAACCUGCGCGUGCUCGGCUACCUGGACACAAGAACUCACAAGCUGCAGAUUGGUGACAGCGUCAUCAGGCCGGACACAAUGGUGAGUGCAAGGACCGUGGUUCCAAGCGUCGAGAUAUUGGCGUUAGCAGUGAAUUUGGGUAUCUCCGGGGAAGUUAAGAUACUGGCCAGCUUCCUCAGAUGCUUUCCGAACGUUGAGACGCUGCACAUUGAGUCUGCACCGCAUAAGCCACCUGUAACUUCCAGUGAACCCAGUGGGGAGCAUCAUGCCAGGUUCUAUCAGGAGGUCAGUCAGGUUGAUUGCUUGAGAGCACAUGCCAAGAAGAUGGUUAUUCACGAUUUCCGAGGGGAUCAAAAUGAAUUUGAAUUCGUCAAGUUCGUCGCCAAGAAUGCCCAGGAGCUACAGUUCUUUCUGGUUGUUGUGUCGGACGAAGGGAUCUUGUCUUCAGCUGACAAGGUGAAGGAGAUAAAAGACGAAUUGCAGUAUGUACAGUUUCGCGCAGGUAUCUCUGCAGUGUUAUGGGAGUUACCUAAAGCAGGCAUUCUUUAUCGCUUGAAGAGAGCAGCCGAUCUUGCAAUCAACGACCCUUUUCAGUGUUGA
This is a messenger RNA of Triticum turgidum subsp. durum (durum wheat), 1398 nucleotides long. NCBI's taxonomy places the organism in Eukaryota, Viridiplantae, Streptophyta, Magnoliopsida, Poales, Poaceae. The record is from the annotation of a GenBank genome assembly.